Molecule: messenger RNA, 2405 nt
Organism: Astrephomene gubernaculifera
Lineage: Eukaryota; Viridiplantae; Chlorophyta; Chlorophyceae; Chlamydomonadales; Astrephomenaceae
Source: the annotation of a GenBank genome assembly
CACAUCCCGUUUGCGUCCGUCUGUCGUCGUUAGCGCGGGCCUCGGGGAGUUCUUCAGGGGCUUCUUUGACGGAAGCUGGGCUCCUAAGAGUACCCGAAUAUGGAGGAGCCACUCCUUUGAGCAACACGGGCCAAGCGAAAACAAGGAUGGGGGCACUACAGGCAGCGGCGGUGAUGGCGCCAGCAGCGGCACAUCAGACCGCGCCCUUGACGACCUUCAGGCUCGCCUCAGCGGCCUGCCUGCCUCCUCACGGCCCCGACUAGCGCCCGACCAGCAGGAGGAGGAUGUCGAGGACCCCCGCGCUGAUAGCAGCAGCGAUCCGCCAGCAUCCUCGGCCUCCGCGGAGGACCUGAGAGGUGGUGGCGAACGCAGCGGGUUGUACGGCAGCGCCGGUGGCAGAAGCAGAGCCGUCAGUUCCUUUAGCGAGGUUGAAGAUGGGGAGUUGGCGUCGGCGUUGAAUCGGCGCAUCGGGCAGAUCGCGGCCGGCACGGGGCAGUACGACAGUGAGAUGACGGAGGAGGAGAUGCGGCAGCCGCUGACGGGCGCUGAGCUGCGAGAGCUCAUAUAUACGAAGUACGGCAAGACCUACGACGUCUCCUUUGUACGGCGAGAUAUUCCCGGCAAGACCUUUGUGUGCCUUAACAUCAUGUGGAGCCACCUGGAGCAGCGCUCCUUCAAGCUUACAGAGCAGCAGUACAUGGAGAAGCUUGAUGGCGUGGCCUAUCUGUUGGGCGCGUUGGGGCAGACGAACGUCGUGCGAGCUUUCCUACGGGAAAAGGCCAGGAGCCAGAAAGGCCUUCCGGCGCGGCCGGUUGUGGGUACGGCGGUCAGCAUUCGGUUUGACCUGGAGCAGGGCGUCAUUGAGGAGUGGUUCGGCAAGGGCUACCAGUGAGCUUAGGUGUACCUCUGCCCUACGGCAUUCCAUGUUCACAACCGCAAGGAGAGCGGGUGCUUAUAGGAAGCCGGGUUUUGAGGGAAGGAUAGUUCCGUGAAAGCAACAAGAAGCACAAAGAGAGGAGCUCGAUGCAUCCUGUAAGGCCCGGCAUACUGGUUUAGCGUCUGGGUGUUCCCACGCGAAGGGCGCAUAUACGUGUUGGGAUGUCGAUACGGUAGCUGAAUACUAUGGUAGUAGGAGAAGUACCAUGCGACGAUUGAGCAAUUUCGUUCAAUUCAUUUGCUUCGUUGUGUGCUAUCAGGUCGUGUAUAGGGGUUUGGUGCCCAAACAUGUGAGAGAGCAGUGCGGUCACACGUACAGCAGCAGCUGCCGCUUAUGCUGCUAGGAUGGGGGGGCUCAGCCUCCUUGACACCUGGACACCCAGGAAUGAGACUGUCCCAAUCGACGGGCCGGUGUUGGCGGUGUUGAAUGUGUGGGACUGGACUCGCAUAGGUGGAGCAUUAUGUUGGAAAGGCCAGGUUAUCCAGGUAAGAUCUGAGGUUCCUAGUUAGGCCCGUGAUCGAUCCCCGAAAGGUUCGCUCGGCGUUCGGCACCGUGAAGUGCACGGCAUGCAUACUCGUACGGCGAUAGUAUGUUGCAGCGUUGCUUAAUGCGUACUGGCUGCAUGUUUAGUGAUGCCGCAUGUUUUCAGACCUGAAAGACAAUAUUUAUUGACACUGCCGCUUAUGACUACGCGUAGCUAGCAACUUGCUACAAACGACCGCGCCUUCUCAACUGUAUGCUUUAGAAAGAUGAAAGUGGUAAACAUAAUUGAAGCUGUUAGUAAUUAUCUAAGCACACAGUGCAAUUCUGUGUCAUACUUGCUGGGCGUUAGCAAUGCACACGGCGUCACACUGCUUGGCUACGCGCUUUGCCAAGCAACUGCAGCUGACUUGCAAGAUGUCCUGGAUGUGCUGCCGGAGCCGCUCUCAUUCCUGGGAGCCUUUGCCAAGUCAAAAGAUGAUGCCGUGACGGCAGCUGGAGAUCUGCAGCGCUCAGCGCUAUCCGGUAGCAGCUAUGUUGCGGUGUACCUGGACGGUGGGCAGGCCCAUGCUGUUGGCGUCAACCGCGAUGGCACUUUGGGGCCGCAAGUUGAGCUCAAGCAGCUGGCAUCCCUUGAAGAAUGGUUGAAGAACUAUAGGAUGCUGCGGUGUCCGCUCCGCGUUCGCCUGGAAGUCGUGGAAGAGGGCUCCAUGCAGGCGCUGCAGGGAGGGCAGGCGCUGCAGUUGGCCUUUGGCAACAUUGUACGGCAACUUGAGGCACCCGGAUUGUCGUACAUGACUGCAUUCGGGGCAAACAGCAGGGCGCUUCUGCGACCGGACGCGGAGGGAUCCCUAGACUCUGCCUUCUCAGCGCCUCCAACCAACACCGCAGCUUGCCCUGUCGUACACUGCACAGCCCUGCUCGACACAACCCGUCUGGCAACUCCGCCUGCCGCUCCCGCCUUCUCAUACCUCCCGCUAUCACCCGG